AUGCCAGGAAGCAUUAAGUCAGAAGAUGAUCCAACUGCUCAGCAUAUCGAAGCUGGUGAUAUGGAAAAGCAAGACUUGAGGAUUGUCCCCGAAGAACGACAGUCCUCCAUUCGCAGAAAGUUUGACCGACGCGUACUUCCCCUCGUCUGUGCUCUUUACAUCCUCUCAUACCUGGACAGAGGAAAUAUCGGCAAUGCAAAGACCGCAGGCCUUGACACCGAUCUUGGCCUGAGUGACUAUCAAUGGUCCUGGGUUCUUUAUGCGUUUUACAUCUCCUAUAUUGUGUUUGAAUGGUCGACAGUCCUGUGGAAGAUCUUGCCUGCCCACUCUUACAUUGCAGUUCUUUGCAUAUGCUGGGGUGCAGCUGCCAUGUGCAGUGGUGCAGUCAAUACAUUUGCCCAACUCCUCGCCACGCGCUCCCUCCUCGGGAUCUUUGAGUCUGUCUUCGGAUGCGGAGCCCCCUACUUCCUGUCUCUCUUCUACCAAAGAAAAGAACUUGGGCUGAGAGUUUCUCUCCUCCUUGGCAUGUCCCCAGUCGCCAACUGCUUUGCAUCAGCCCUCGCAUACGGUAUCACCCAUAUCAAAGGUCCAAUGGAGUCAUGGAGAUAUCUAUUUAUAAUAGAGGGCGCCCCAACCGUCCUCUUCUCCGUAGUAGUAUACUUCUACCUCCCUGACUCCCCCGGAACCGCAAAAUUCCUCACAGAAACCGAACAAACCGAAGCCAUCGAGCGAUUACAAGACUUCGACACAACCGCCAAAAACAAAGUCCGCUGGUCCCAGGUCCUGAGCGGACUACAAGACUACAAAAACUAUGUCCACAUGGCCAUCCACUUCUGCUGCAACUACUCUUUCGCCGGCUUAUCCAACUUCCUCCCCUCAAUCCUCCAAGCAAUGGGUUACACAUCAAUCAAUGCCCAAGGCCUCUCCGCACCGCCAUACCUAGUCUCAUUCCUCUGCUGCGUAGCAGCAGCAUUCCCUCUCAGACCGCCUGGCUAA
Molecule: messenger RNA, 996 nt
Organism: Penicillium brevicompactum
Lineage: Eukaryota; Fungi; Ascomycota; Eurotiomycetes; Eurotiales; Aspergillaceae
Product: putative MFS transporter
Exons: 5
Coding region: 1-996 (331 amino acids)
Biological process (GO): transmembrane transport
Cellular component (GO): membrane
Molecular function (GO): transmembrane transporter activity
Source: RefSeq, a predicted model, not a curated record